This is a messenger RNA of Plenodomus lingam JN3, 1020 nucleotides long. The record is from RefSeq and is a predicted model, not a curated record. Lineage: Eukaryota; Fungi; Ascomycota; Dothideomycetes; Pleosporales; Leptosphaeriaceae.
AUGUCAUCUUCGAGCUUUCAACGGUCAGAUGCAGAUGCAAUUGUGAUUGGCUCACUUGGGUCACAUACCCUACACCAACUGAUAUCGGGUGGUAUACAAAGCACUAGGGGGCUUUUCUCAAAGUGGCCAAAUGUAAACUUGAUUUACACCUCGCCUGAUUCCCAUCAAUUCAAUUUGGACAAUGUGGAUAAAAACACUGGCCGUAAUGGUGAUUAUGAUGAUGGCGAUGAUGAUGCAAGGCCUGGCCGUCAGUCGGAUCGAUCGAAUAGCCCACCCGGGGACCUGCUUAAUAAGCCAUGUCUUGGCAUCACGGCUUCCGACCGCAACCUCAACCUCAACCUCAACCUCAACCUCACACCAAACAUUGUCCAAUCCUCCGCCCAAGCCAUUGCGCAGCCCGUCUGCGUCCCAGCCCGUCCUUUUGCCCAUCAAAAUGCUUCCCUCCACCUUCCGUGCCCUGCGCACCCGUCCCCCAACCAAGUGCCCGCCAAUGACCCUCUCAAGCGCGAUGUUCCACCCAAUGUCUCGGAGACCAAUGCGACCGCCACAUCAUCACUGGGCUCAUUUGACAAGGUACUGCAAGAGGAUGUUGCUACGGCGGAGAAGCUGCGGAAACAACAGGCGCCAAAUCGUGAGGGCGUGUGGAGUCGGAGUCAGAAUCCGAGGGAGGUUGCCAUGAGCGGACCGCAGUUUGAGCAGACCAUCAUCGAGGACCAGCCCCGUCCCUAUGCAGCUAUCGAACUCAUCCACCAGCAGCCUGUCCGCUGGUCUCACGACAAAGUCGUCUCUUGUGACGGUGGAGGUGGACCUCUUGGACACCCGCGCAUCUUUAUCAAUCUAGACAAACCGCAGGUUUGCUGGUGCACAUACUGUGGUCUACCAUUUGCCCACGAGAAGCACAGACACCAUCUCGAAUCUCUGCCGGAGUCGGAAUUGUCAUAUCCAUUGGGACCGAAGGGGCACCCUGCCGAAGUCAACGAGACACAAAAGGUCACGGAUGAGCCGCUUGCUCAGCGGUAG